Messenger RNA from Nicotiana tabacum (common tobacco), 2657 nucleotides. RefSeq lists its product as uncharacterized. The record is from RefSeq and is a predicted model, not a curated record. NCBI's taxonomy places the organism in Eukaryota, Viridiplantae, Streptophyta, Magnoliopsida, Solanales, Solanaceae.
UAGCAUAGUUUUCUUUUUCUUACAAGUAUAAAGUGAUGCUCUCCUUUUUCAAAGAAAUGGCACACAUGCUGAUGUUCAACCUAACAAACAAUAAUUACCAUGGUGAAGUAAUGAGUAUUAGUCAUUGUUUUGUGGAUAUAAUGAGCACAAAUGAGUACAUGCUGAUUUUGUUAAAAAAAAAAGAAAUUGACGGACUUUGAUUGUCUGAAAUUUGUAGAUCCAUAGAAAAUGGCCUAGUGACCUAUAUUCAUUGCUUUGUUAUCACUUUCUUGUUCAUUUUUUUAUAUUUAGGUCACGCAACACGAAUUUUAAUUAUAUCCACUUUUUUGUAUGUAUUAGUACAUAGGUAGUAAGCACUUCUUAUAAAUAAGAAAAUUACAAAAAAUUAACGUUAUGCUAGGCUGGGGCCUGUGUAGCAUGGACACUUCCUCACUAUCCUUUUCAUAAAUGACAAACAUUCUGGACUUGUUACCACGGCUUUUAAUUUGGUUAAGUUUAGUAAAUAAUGAAUGAACUAUAAAACAGAAAAACAUACCUGUCUGGAGUACAAGGCAAGUCAUUUUCAGAUGAAUGAAUAUUGAUAAGUUACAACGAAAACGUUUGAGUCGUCCACACAGUAUAACUUCAAGUUUUCAUAUGAACCAAACUUAUUGUUACAUCAAAUGAAUGAAGGAAUUAUUUGCAAACUAUAAACAAAUACUCUAUUGUAUCGGAAUCUCUUAGGUAUGAAACAUACUGUAAGAAACUUGUCUCCAUUUUGACGUACACAAAGCUAAAAGACAAUCUUCACUUGGGAUUCAUUCAAAGCGCCUGCAGUUUGGCAGCUAUAUCAUCAUAAUCAGGCAGCUUUGGAUGUAAAUGACUAGCUUUAUUCAUACUAUCCUCUCUGGAAAAUUUGUUCCCACUUUGGAUGUUGCUCCGAACUCUACCUUUUGUCUGAUGGGGCUUCAUGCAUCUCACCACUGUAAAAUUUCCUGGUCAGUUUCUGCGGUACUUGUGUAUCAGCAACAUCAGCAACAUAAGAAUUCAUGACAGGUUUCUGGGGUUCCUGUACUUUAGCACUGAAUGAGUUCCUGCUGGAUUUUCUGUCUGAACCCGAGUCGGAAUUAACAGCUGCCUCAUAGCUCAUUUUAAACUUAGAGGAAAAGUUUGUAUCUAAGCUGGAGGAAGAGGCUUUAGUCCUACGAGAGAAUCCACUACCCAAUUGACUUCUACCAGCAAGAGAUUGCUCUUUAGGACCAACCUCGGAACCACUGCUAUCAGAAUCAAAAUAUGUAGUUGAACCUCUUAUAGACCGAUUCCCCGGGAUCCGGGUACUGAUUUUGGAAGUUAUGAGUUCAAAAUCGGCAUGGAGGAGAUUGCCGACAACUGUAGUAAUGCCAUGGUGAAAUUUGAUAAAAAUUCGCAUGUAUGGAUAACAGCUAGUGCCAUAAAGUAUAAAACAUUUAAAGCGGCGGCCAAUAUGUUUGAUACGCAUCGCACUAUUGUGAGGCACGGGGGUGUUCGUGUUGCACAUCCUAUUGGUUAUACCGAGUUCGAGAGUCAAGGGAUUUUGUUUGUGCAGAGUUUGAACACAUUGACAAAUGUUUUUAGCAAGAGUGAUCCUCUUUGGAAUGAUCAGAAAGGCAAACGUGUGCACUUUGAGGAAAAGUACACGAACAAGUUUGGGCAAAUUCUGCAAGGAUUGAAGUCUAUACAUAAGGAUAAUACAUACCAUGGACGACUUUCAAAAGGGUAUUUGUAUGGAGAGGACGGGAAUAUACUUCUUUAUAAUCUAGAAGAGCAGGAAGUGCUCAGGCCAGAAAAUUAUAUAGAUGAUUACAAGGGUUUUUGCUCCUUGAUUAAAGGUGUUAUCGAUUCAAAUUUGUAUCCACGAAACCUGCCUCCUCACGUUGUACUGUUUUUCAGUAUAGUGAACCGGAAAUGGCCAUUACACCCAUUUCACCCCUUUUUUGGAGCAAUGCCAAAAAGGGUGCUUUCAUCGAUUCGUUGGCUUUGGUGAUGCAACAAGAUAAGCAUUUGGUUGAGAGUGAUUUCAAUUUGCACAAUUAUUUUGGUCGAUGGAAUGCUACUUUUGAUGGAAAGCCCAGAUUUCAUGAGUGCUUUAGCUAUGAGAACAGACACCUUGAUCCAAUGAACUGGUACAGAACCUCUAGUGGCGUUAUUAUAUUUUGAAGAAACUUUAGAGCUUAUUACGGUUUUGCCAGUGAUGUUACUUUGGAACUGGAGACUCAGUUCCCUUAUAUUGUUGCUGGUACAUAUUACGCGUUGGUAAAGGGAGAAGGAGGGUUCAAGGAUAUGAAUUUGAAGUUUGGUCCAGUUCAUCCAGUUGAGGACAAAGAUAUGGGGUCAUGACAUUUCUUAACAAGACAUUGGCUUAUAUUGUGUAGAUAGGAGCUGCAUUCGGGAAAUAUCAUCUCAUAUUCUAAAUCUUUUAGAUUACUUGUAAGUUGUUUAUCGUGAAGCUUGGGUAUAUGAUGAUUAAUAAUGGUAUAAUUAUGAGAGCCAAAAUCAUACACGUGUUGGGAGUUGGGACUGCGGUGGUAAAAAAAAAGUUUAGAGGGUGGGUCGGUGCCUACAAAGAAAAUAGUGGUAUUGAAAUCUCAUCUAAAUGUUAUUAUUGUUUGCGGCAAUAUAUAAAGCUAAUUAAAACCUCA